Vitis riparia (riverbank grape) is the source of this 1574-nucleotide messenger RNA. RefSeq lists its product as uncharacterized. The record is from RefSeq and is a predicted model, not a curated record. The coding region runs from base 197 to 1369 and encodes 390 amino acids. Gene Ontology annotation, biological process: chloroplast organization; regulation of DNA-templated transcription. The transcript has a single exon. Lineage: Eukaryota; Viridiplantae; Streptophyta; Magnoliopsida; Vitales; Vitaceae. Gene Ontology annotation, molecular function: double-stranded DNA binding. Gene Ontology annotation, cellular component: chloroplast.
AAAAACCCCACGAUGAGUAGAUUAGUAUUGAGAGAAAAAGGGGGGGAAAUUUGAGCUUGGAAAAAUAGAUUUCUCCAUAGAAGGUGUUGAAGGGAAUUGCAGGAAAAGGAUACAUUGCUGUAGUGCAGACGGAAUCCGAUCAAGGUUUAGAGCUAUACAAUUCUGAAAUUGGUGAGAAAUAAAGCUUCCUUUACAAAUGUGUAUUAAUUUUAUCUGUAAGAGACUAGGGUUAUUCCCAAAAGGGUGGCAAGUGGUGGCAGAUUCCACAGCCCAACUGCAUUUUCUUCGAAAUCCAACUCCAUUUAUCAUCAGAAGUUUCUCAGCAUCCAACCAGCAUUCUUUCACAGUGUCUUACCUCGUAAACUCAUGUGGGUUGUCACCAGAAACUGCUAUUUCUGCAUCCGGGAAGAUACACUUUGAAAACCCUAAAAACCCUGAUUCUAUUCUCGCUCUUCUCAGAAACUCUGGAUGCACCAACACCCAUAUCACCAAAAUUGUAACCAAGCUUCCUUCACUGCUCUUGGUCAAUCCUGAGAAGACCCUUUUGCCCAAACUCGAUUUUUUUGGUUCUAUGGGCCUUUCUGGUGCUCGUCUCGCUAGCAUUCUCUCUUCUGAGCCAAUUGUCUUGAUGAGGAGCUUAGAAAACGCUCUAAUUCCCAAGUAUAAUUUCCUCAAGAGUUUACAGAUCAGUAAUGAAGAUGCCAUAAAGAUUCUCAAGAGUUCAUGCUGGAUUUCUUGUGGAAAUCUGGAGAGGAUCAUAGCUACCAAUAUAGCAGUUAUGAGAGAAAUCGGAGUUCCCAUAUCCCAUAUCUCAGUUUUAGUGGCACGUUAUCACACAAUCUGCCAAAGAAGUGAUAAAUUCAGUGAAAAUGUCAAGAAGGUUGUGGAAAUGGGAUUUAAUCCUUUGAAAUUUGCCUUCGUGAAUGCACUCCAAGCAGUCUGUCAAACGACUGAAUCAACUUGGCAACAAAAAAUGGAGAUGUAUAGGAGGUGGGGUUGGUCUGAAGAUGAGAUUUUGUCGGCAUUCAGAAAUCGUCCACAAUGUAUGCAAUUGUCUGAGAAGAAAGUUACCAAGGUGUUGGAUUUCCUUGUGAACAAAAUGGGUUGGCAGCCUGCAGUUGUUGCUAGGGCACCAAUCGCUAUCUGCCUCAAUUUUGAGAGGAGGGUUGCUCCAAGGUGUUCAGUGGUGAAAGUUCUGUCAUUGAAAGGGUUGAUAAAGAAGGAUCUGAAGUUAGGUACUUUUCUGAAUCUCCCUGAGGGGGAUUUCCUGGAUAAGUAUGUAAUCAAAUAUCAGGAUGAAAUUCCUCAGUUACUAGAUGUAUAUCAAGGGAAGGUGGGUUUUGUGGAGCUAGGAUUUGGAUCUUCUUAGAUAGCGUUGUUCAAUUGCUGUAUCAACGUCUGCUGAGAAGUACUAGUGAACAUGUUCUUCAACAAACCCUUGUGGAUGUAAGAAUACAGGCAAUUUAUUGCUUGCCACCUGCUCAUGGCUUGAGAAUCCAAGUACUUGAUCUCUUACAAUUACAAUUUUCCCUGUUUUUUUUUCGAGGCAUUUCCUAAUUGAUUUUGCUUUUCUA